Molecule: messenger RNA, 773 nt
Organism: Erythranthe guttata (spotted monkey flower)
Lineage: Eukaryota; Viridiplantae; Streptophyta; Magnoliopsida; Lamiales; Phrymaceae
Product: keratinocyte-associated-like protein
Biological process (GO): protein N-linked glycosylation
Source: RefSeq, a predicted model, not a curated record
GCGCUUUCGAGAAAGCGUCAAACUGAAGUCGUGAGGCUAUUUCAUAUUUAUGAAUCUCGAAACAUAAAUUACAGACAACACGCACAGUGAUUGUGCUACUCUUUGAUCUGAAAAUUUUCAGGGGCAGACUGCAUUAGGUUACUUUCGUCACAUCAAUCACAUGGCGGGAUCUGGGAGUUCGAUGCUAUAUUCUUUUCUUUUGUUUGUCGUCACCUUUUCCCUGCAAGAAAUGUUUAGAGUGAAGUUAGCUUCUUCAGAGUUGUUUACUAUUCUCGGAGGGUUCACCAGCUCCCUCAUAUUCCUUAUGCUGUUGACGUUCAUUGGUAAUUAUCAGGAAACAUGUGGAAUCAAGACAGGAUGGGGUGCUGUUAUAACCGCAGAAAUAGUGGCGCUUAUAGCUGCUGGCACUGUUCAUCGAGUUUGCAUCACAACCUGCUUUCUGUUUUCUGCUGGAUUACUAUACGAGGUCAACAAACUUUCAGGAAUCGCUGAAUCUAAAGGUAAAAGGUAUUGAGUGGAAAGUGGUUCUUUACAGGAUCUGCUCUAGAAAUCACCCUAGUUACUCCUAUUUGUGAUGGGGAUACUUAAGAAAGAGGUAUAUAGGUAAGCUUGAGAGUAUGAUGAACUUUAACUAUGUACCUGGCUAGCCAGUGAUCCUUUGAUAAUCAGAUUUUGUGGUUCCCCGUUUAUCUUGUUAUGUACUAUAAUGAUUUUUAAUUAUACGAACAUGUAGUCGGUGAAUUAUUUGAACUGUUGAAGUUUCAUUUCAUCCG